AUGUUGACAUCCGUUUUAGAGAAGAGUAAAAUUGGUAUGGAGUGGUGUAAGGAGCAUUCGGUGGUGGUGGAGGGAGUAACUGCCUUUUGCAUACUUCAUCCAUUCAAACAAAACGGUUCCGUACCCGCGUCGAAGAGAAACGGAACGAGUAACAACAACCAUCACAUUCUCUCCAUUCUGUACAUUUUCCCGCACCACGGGUUUUUCUUCGCCGCCAAGAUAUCUCUCGCUUUCGUUCUCGUAGAUUUGAGUUCUCUGCGAAAUCCUCCAUGUCACGGCUUAUCCGACGACGCCGCGUCGCAGCAACAAAGUGACAGUACCAAACAGAGCUCCCCUCGGGACGGUGCCGAAUUUGUAUUCACGAAGGACAAUGUCGCAAUUCAUCCGACUCAGUCUGCGUCUGAAAGAAUCACUGGAAGACUGGAAUUGACUAAGCAAAGCUCGUCUUUAUUUAUGACUUGGAUACCUUACAAAGGGCAUAGCUCAGCAGAGGCCAGGCUGUCUGAUAAUGAAAGAAGCAUUUAUACCAUAAGGGCUGUGCCCUUCGCUGAUAUCAGGUCCAUCCGGAGGCAUACCCCUGCUCUUGGGUGGCAAUACAUCGUUGUUGUUCUAUCAUCAGGACUUGCUUUUCUUCCAUUCUAUUUAUAUAGUGGAGGAGUCAAAGAAUUAUUUGCUACAAUAAAGCAGCAUGUUCUUCUUUUGAGAUCUGAAGAAGAUGUCAACGUAUACAUUGUAAAUGAUGAUAUUCAGAAUAAACUGCAGAAGACUUAAUCUUCCUUGGAGCUGCCCAGAACUGUUCCCUUGCAUGUGGAAUUCAAAUAAGUCGGGUGUUGAAUCCAUUUUGAACGAGAGCCAAGAAAGGGCUAAUAAUGAUGUCAAUAAUGGAAGUUUUAAUGUUACUCAGAGAUCGUAAACUUAUUUGCACUCCUGAUUGCUUACAAUGAAGAUUAUUUGAAUUC
Molecule: messenger RNA, 959 nt
Organism: Vigna angularis (adzuki bean)
Lineage: Eukaryota; Viridiplantae; Streptophyta; Magnoliopsida; Fabales; Fabaceae
Exons: 8
Coding region: 1-771 (256 amino acids)
Source: RefSeq, a predicted model, not a curated record